Messenger RNA from Podarcis muralis (Common wall lizard), 8453 nucleotides. The record is from RefSeq and is a predicted model, not a curated record. Lineage: Eukaryota; Metazoa; Chordata; Lepidosauria; Squamata; Lacertidae.
UGUUGUGCACUAAGCGCUCCUCAGUUCCAGUCUGGAAUUCUCUAGGUGAUCUUAGGUAAGCUGCUCUCUCUUGGCCUCACCUGUAAUAUGGGGAUAAUAACUCACAGAGUUUUCCCUAAGGACUGGUGAUGUUGAGUAUGUGAAGCUUCUGGAGUCUGCUAAAAACACUAUAUGAAUGCUAAAUCUGAUGAUGACCUAGUGCAGAAUGUAUUUCCUUGCCGGAAGGGCUGUAGCAUAGUGGCCGAACAUCUGCUUUGCUUGGGAAAGGUUCCAGGUUCAAUUCCUGAUAUCUCUAGGUAGGGCUGGGAGAGAAUGCUGUCUGAAAUCCUGGAGGGCCACUGAUGGUCAGUAGACAACCCUGAGAUGGAUGGACCAAUCGUCUGCGUUCAGGGAACCUGAGCCGGUUGAAGAAUGCGUCCAGAGUACGCUGGCCGCCUUGUACCCCCCCUUCGAAGCCACUGCCCCCACCCUGCUGAGCCAGGUCUUCGAGGUGCUGGAGCGGACGUACCAGCACGACGCCCUGCGCUACACCCUCGACUUCCUUGUUCCUGCCAAGCACAUCCUGGCUCGCAUCCAGAGUGAAGCCUGUGCUCAGUAUAGUGGCUUUGUGUUCUGCCACGAGGGUUGGCCACUGUGCCUCCGUGAGAAGGUCCUAGUGCAGCUGGGCUCGCUGCCCUGGCAGCACCUCUGCCCUGGCGAUUUCUACCUGCAAGUGGUGCCUCACCGGGAGUGCUCUCCGCGUCUGGUGCUGAAAUGCCUGUCCCCAGAGGGCCGUGGCGUCCAGGAGCUGCCUGUGUCCUCUGACUCCUACCCCUUCCUUUUCACCGUCGAGUGGCUCAAUGGCAUCAACAAGGAACGCCGAGCAGGGCGCCUGGAGCGUUGCCUCCUGGCUGCUGGAGAGAAGGUGCUGAGCCUGCCCUGGCCGGAACUGGUCUACCCCCAGUUUGUGCACAAAGACGGGUUCAUUGUGGGCCAGCGGUGCCCUGCAGAUUUGCCUCCUGAGGUCCUGGGGGCCCGGAGCCCUGGAGACGGGCGCCAUUCCGGCAGCGAGAACCGGGAGUCCGAGGGGGAAUACGUUCACCUCCUGGAGGUCAGCCCCACCCUGCACCAAGCCCCCAGGAUCCCACAGCCUUGCGGUACCCAAAUCCAGACAAUGCCUACUCGCAAGGGGCACAAUAAGAGCAGGAGCCGGCGCCAUCGGGCCUGGCUCCACCACAAGUCUGGGUGUGGGGAGAACUUUGCCUUGCGCCAGGCCUGUAAAACCCAGGAGGCGGAGAGGUGCAGCCGAGAAAGCAGCGCUCGGGGGGAUAGGGUUGAGCAGCAGAGAGGAAAUCCUACUCUAGUCCUGGGUCUAGCAUCAGAAGCCUCUCAGGAAGUGGUGAGCUUGAGUCCUGGGCAACAAGAGCAAAACCAGAGCCCCUCUGGAACUCAGGCACGGGCGGCCAUUUUUGAUGUUGUUGUUGCUGCUGCUGCCGCUGCUGCCACUGAGGACACAGGACAAGGGAAAGCUGAGGUGCCAGGAACUGUCCACCAUGAUCCUGCUCGUUCCAAGGAGGACAGCAAUGAGAACCACUCUCCGGCUGCAGCCACACCAAAACGCACCUCCAAGGGAAACCGCAGGAAGAAAAAGGGGGCCGGGAGAGGAGGCGGUGGACGAAUUAGACAGGGGGUCGAUCCGGCUAGCAAAGAAGAAGCAGCUUCUACCGAUAUAAAAGAGCCCAGGAAAGAGGAAAUUUCUGUUGGUACAAGGGAACAGGAUUCGAGGAAUGCAGAAGCUGUAAUUAGCACCCAAGAGCAAGCAGCUAGCAUCGAGGACUGCUGUGUCAGCAUCGCAGUUUGCGGCAGCACCCAGGAGAGAAGUAGCGUCCCUGGGGAUCGAAGCCUUGUCGCCGGAGAGGAGGUUGUCAGUGCCAGUGAGUUGGCUGCUAGCACUGGAGAAUGUACUGUUGACACCAGGGAGCCAGAGGGUGAUGCAGAAAAGUGCUCUCUUUCUGUCGGCGAUGGUGGCAUUGGCACCAGCGGAAGGGGCAUCGGCAGAGAAGGUCCGAGCCUUUAUGCCGAAGAUCCAGCUGCUUCUGCUGAGACUGACGGACCUGCAGUUGGCAGAGAGGAACAGAGCAUCAGCCCCCCAGGGCAAGGGGUGGAUGGUACUGAAGGGCCUUGUAUGGGAGAAGAGGGCCUCCCCAUUAGCACCGAAGACGCAACGUUGAUCCCAUUGCCAAAGAAGAAGGAGCCGAGUGCUAAUGGGAGAGAGGAAGCCCUAAGUACUGCAGCUGAUCAGGGCGCAGAGGAAACACAGAAUUCCCCUCACCGUGCUGCAGUUCAUCUCGGGCAGGCUGUAGACUGGGCGCUUCUGCUGUCGGGUGUCUUUGCUCUAACAGGAGGAAUGGACAGGUCAGGACGGCCCUUGCUGAUUGUGGUGCCUCAGCCUCUUCGGGAUGAGCUGCCACCAGGACAAACUGAUCUAGUCAAUACCAUGAGAUACCUGUACUCCCUUCUCAGGCAAGAGCUGAAGGCCCGUGGGUUGACACUAUUGUUGGACCUGAGCCAGGUGGAUGACUGGGCCCUCCAGGCCCCUGUGCUGCUGCCGGCCAUUAGGACAUUCCAGGAGAGUUCUCCAGCCCCCAUCCGUCAGCUGCUGGUGAUAUUGCCACCUGAUGACCGUUUUGUACCCCACGAAGAGGAGCUGGCUUUGGAACCUGCUGCGGAGGUCAGAGUUCUCUCUCUUCCUCAACUGCCACAUUAUGUGGCUUUGGACCAGCUGACUCCGACACUAGGAGGGACCCUGAACUACUCAGCACGCAAAUGGGUUGAGGAACACCAGGCUCUUGAGCAACUGCAGUCACUCUGUCGUAGUGUCCUACAGGCUGUGUGCGAGGCCAGUGCCCACCUUGAAGCAGUGGGAACAGCGUCAAGUCAAGAGGAAGUGUCGGCCCAGAUCACCUUGCACCAAGAGACCAUGCAGAAGCUCCUCUCAGAGCCGCGCCUGCUGGAACUCCAGCGCCGUGGGGGGGCCUUGCUGGCACGGCUGCCCCCUCUGGGGCCCUGCAGUACAGAGGCUGUGGCUGCCACCAGGCUCUACCAAGAGGUAGACGAGGCCCUUCAUGGGCUGGUCCAGCUCAGCAACCGGCGCCUGGAGGUGCUGCAACAGGAACGGGAAAAUGCACAGGCUCAGGAGCAAACUCUGGAAAACAAGGCCCAUCUUGAAUCUACUGGCCACUGUGUAGAAGAGAAAAGGGAAGCAAAGAGGCCUGUCGUAGGGUUGGCUGAGGGGGCAUCACUGGAGAGGACACUGCUGCAGAGCCCCAAGUCCCCAGGAAGGAUGCAGCUCGUGCCAGAAGCUGGCUGUGCCCCACGGCCACGGGCCUGCAGCAUCAGUGCCUCCUCCUCACCCAAGCACGGCUGGGGCCUGGGGUCCAGAUUUGGCUCCUCUUGCAGCCUGACCUCCCUCUUCCAGCCGCACCCCAGCCCCAAGGCCUCGCCUUGCUGUUCUCCCACUCAAAGCGGCGUCCUGGAGAGUGGCAAGAAGAGGCAGGGCCUUCCCAGCAGCCCCAAAUCAUCUCUGUCCCCCGUCUCCCAGCUGGCUUUGCGGGCCUUGAGUGACCCUGGCCGCCCCAGCGUGCACAUCCGCGGCCUGGAGGUGAGCAGCCGCGAGCUGGCAGAUAGGAGCUGUUCUCCCCGUGAGCAUGUGCUGCUGAGCCGUAGCGGGACCCACGUUGCAGAAGCACCUUGGGGGGCCACGCCUCGCACGGAAAGAAGGCGCUGCCUUGGGGUCCAACAGCAACUUCUGGCUGAGCUGCUGGAGUGUGAGCGGGAGUAUUUGACCGCCCUUGCCCAGCCCCUCUCUCUGUCCCAAGAACCUGGGGGACAGGCCUGGCCGGCCGAACUGAGGUGCUUGGGCAGUGCUCUCCGGGCCCUGCGGGACCAGUUGCUGGCUUUCCAUACCAGCUACUUCCUUGGCGAGUUGGAGGGGUGCAUGAACCACCCGUCACGUGCUGGGGGCUGCUUCCUGCGACAUGGAGAUAAGCUUCAACUUUAUGCCACGUAUGCCAAAGAGCACCACAAGUUCCAGGCUGCCCUAUCUUUGCUUCGAACCACCAGCAAGAAGAGCCCGGCAGAGCUGCGUGACGAUGGGCAAACGGCGCACACGUUGCGUGUGCCCCUGGAGCAGCUGGAGCGGUACCGGCGCUUCCUGGGUGAGCUGCUGCGCGAAUGUGAGCUGGAGCGGGGGCCUGACCGCCAAGCCCUGCAGGAGGCCCAGCAGCUGCUGGAGGCCCAGGAGCAGCGAGGCAGGGACCUGCUGGCCGCAGAGCAGAUCCGGGGCUGCGAGAUGAAACUAUCGGAACAAGGGCCACUGCUGCAGCGUGGUGAGCUCACCCUGGUGUGUGGGCGACGUAAGUGCCAGCGGCAUGUCUUCCUCUUUGAGCGGCUGCUGCUCUUCACCAAGUGCAAGGGACCCGAGGGCGGCUACGUCUGCAAACAGGCCUUGCAGACAGCAUCCAUGGGGCUGACAGAGAGUGUGGGGCCUAGUGGGCUACGCUUUGAGCUAUGGUUUGGACGUGGACCAGGCCGACAGGCCUACACACUGCAGGCAGCCUCUGCUGAAGUGAAGCAUCAAUGGACAAAUGUUAUAGCCCAACUGCUAUGGAGACAGGCUGCCCAUCCGUCUGUCUCAAUGAGCAUAUCCUCCUGCCCUGCCCAGCGCCUGGCCCCUCUCGGCCUUAGUCCUGGGGCCCCUCCCGGGCUGUCGUUACCCGGCCACUUUGAGGAAGAGGAAUGGGACCUGGAUGUCAAGCCCAUCCCAAGGGCCGAGACGUCUGAGUCCGAUGGACCCUCCCCAAGCCACCAAGAGCUACCUAGGCAAGGAAGAGGAUCGUUGCCCGGCAGCAGCACUGCUUUGGGGCACCCCCAGUCGCACUGGGUGUGGAGUCUACACCGGAAGCUGUUCUCCCCAGGCAGCCGUGGAAGGCAGGACUCAAACCCCAGGAACUCUGGGAACAGAACUGUCUGAGCCCCACCAAACCUUGGAGAUGGGGCAUGAAUGGGCACUAAUGUCAAGCAGUCCUAUGACCUGCUCCUACCAAGACUCCUGAUGGCUGUCCCAUUCACCCCCCUCUGCUACCAUCCCACAGGAACACCCAGACAUGGGCUGCAGUCUACCUAGGGAUGGCUCUGUCCUAUUCCUGGCAGUACCCAUCCAGUGCCUUUUCCACCAUUUUUUCGGGCUGCAAAAUACUGGAGAUUCUUGACCAAGCUGAUGUGGUUGGUAGUGAAAUGGUUGUGUAUUAGGCAAGGAAGGCCAAACCAAUGAGCUCUGGGCUGACCCAAACUAAAGUGCAGACUAGGAGGAAACUCAGUGGAGUCACUGACCGAGUGGGGUGGUUUCCAGACAGUGUUGAACUACUCAUUUGCCUGGUGCCCUGCCUCUGAUCACAGCUUCAAUCUCUUGCCCAAUUGGUAUUCUGAUCGUUUUGAUGGGAGAUGGAAGGAAGAAUCUGGGCUGCAGUUGCUAAGCAACUACAGUAUGCACUCCCCAAACCAUGUCCAGGUUAGCCCAAGAGGAAAAGGAGAAGGUGGGUCUGGAUUGCAUGGUGAAUCAAUAUAAGACACAAAACCACCUUCAUCCAGAGAUGGAGUUCAGAGGCAGCCCCAGCCGAAAGGAAAGGCAUGAUACAGCAAUAUUCAUAAUGUUAUGGAGGUUCACAUAAUACAGCUCUCCUAGGACUGUACCACUUUAGAUUGCAGAUGGGUAGCGUGUUUGCAUACCCCCACAUAAAGAAAACUAGUAUGCCGAGGAGAAGGGCUCUAACUUAAGUCAUCUCCCUGGUGUGCUGUUUCCUUAAAAUAUGUAAAGAGUUUUGACAAGUAAGAAUACUUGGUCAAGUUUACUUCCCCACACUCAUGCGUUUGCAGUCUGAGGACACAGAAUCCAAGGAGGGCUGUAUCAUGAUUCUGCUGCACCUGGGGAAGUUUUUCCCCUCCCUUGAUUGCUUUUGUUUGUUUUUGAGAUGAUAAGUCUCUGCACACAGUAAUGUUACCACAUUGUUAUGAAUACAGUAAGCCUACAACUUAUGUGGGGGUUACAUUCCAGGGAUUGCAUUUAAAGCCAAAGUCACGUAUAGUCAAAACACAUUUGAGUGCAAUGGUGGGUGGAAUUGCCAAAGUCUUUUUUCCUAGAUGCCUACCCUCUUUCCGCCUCCCUUUAAUUUUUUUUUAAAAAAAAUUAUUACCAAGCGCGUGAAGCUGAAUGCGCACAAGUUAAAUGUGGUUAAGUUGCAGGCUUACUGUACGAGGAAAAAGUCAAGUGAAAAAAACACAGGGGCUGUGAAAGUGUUCUGCCUCUUUUAGAUUACUUGUUGGAGGUCUGCAAACACCCUUCUGCAAUGUCUGUGACAUUUUGGAAUCUGAACUGUAGGAACUGAUCUCUAACAAUUGGUGCUAUACUUUGUGUUAGGUGGCUGAAUAUGUGGUGUUUUUGUUCAUUCAGACUCUUCUAUUGGAUACAGAUGGCCUACCUUUGGUCUGAUUUUGAUAACUUGAGUUGCUCAGCUAACUUGUUCUCUUUGGCAGGUCUUGUGCUGGAUUUAAACCUGGGGCAUUUCAUAUAGAAAUCACACGCACUCCUCCUGCCCACACGAAAAAGAGUUAGAAAACUCACUUGGGUGUAUAGAGACUACGUUAGUGGCACUUAGUUCCCACUGAAAUCAGCAGGAGUCGUAACCAACUUUUCGCAUUGAUUUCAACAAACCACCCUGUACCAAACCACCCUGUGAGCUUCAGAUGAAGGGCAGUAUAGAAAUUUAAUAAAUAAUAAUUAUGAUACUAAGGUGGCCUCAAUCCAACUAACUGUGUGUGGACUAUACUGCUUCAAAAACAAACAUUAAUAGGGAACCAGAAAAAAAUUGCAAAAGAUAAGCAGUAAUAAUGGAAGAUAUGUUUGUAAUGUCAGAAUGGUGCACAGGCCAGGCAGUUCUUGAGAUUUGUAAGGAAACAUAGGAAUUCUUUCACACAGAACACUGAAAGUGGCUGCUAACUACAACCUCUUCUCCCAACCUUUUCAAAUACUGGCCUACCAAUCCUCAUCAGCCCCAUGUAUGUCAAGAGCACUGAUAUAUAUGCCUUUGUCCAACUUGCCACUAUAGAGCUGUGGCUCUACAACCCUCUCCCUCCAGUUGGAUUGGAAUGAAUGUCUCUAUUUACAACCACUUUUUGAUGAGGCUGGUGCUAGCUUGUGCUUUGACCUAACCACUGAAGUAAAAUAUAAUGCAGAAAAGCAGCUUCAAAUAUGCAAAGCAGGCACAAAUGAGACUUAGUUCUUGAAAAAGAGUAUGUACGGUAGUAAAUCUGUGUCUGGGGUGUACCAUUUGACCAACUAGACAUGAUGAAUGGUCCAUGUGUUUUAACACGGAACUGCUCUUGUUAUGUUUGAAAAGGUGUACAUGUUGAGUUUAACCGCAAAAGUGGUCAAUGGGUAAGAAGUGCAGAACCCUCCCCUGACUGUGGUUUAUCUGCCUGAACGCUUGGUAGUCCUACCCCAUUCACUCCUUUUGCUGUUGAAAUCGUGCUUCUCACAUUACUGGGCAGCUUCAUGUUUGUACACGGCACUGCCAUCAUCAUAUGUAGCGUCUGGAUUACAUGACUGCUAUUCCACGAUAACAUUCCCUGCACACAGAAAACUUGACAUGACAGGAAGAAGGGUAGGCAUUCUCAGAAACUAGUUCUCAAAGCACAGGGAAUUGUAUUUGGAUGAAUAUUUAGUUACAUGAGCACCUGCCUGCACCAGUCUGAAGCAGUACAAUCCAUACAUAAGUUUAGCACACCUGCUGUAUGUGAAGUCUAGCUACUGUAAACUGAUGUGGGUUCAAAAUUCAAGGUAUCAUGGUAGGGGACUGUUUUCACAGUUAGAAGCAUUUUCCGUGUGGGUUCAAAAACCAAAGCUCCAGCCCUGAGUUUUGCAGCACCUGCAAGUCUUUACCUGUGCUGGCCUCAAAUUACCAACAUUGUUUUUAGUGUUAUGAAAUGGAAAAGGUGAGGAAGGGGCAACAGUAAGUUGGAGUUGAGGUUGGUCCUGGGGAAGGUAGAAGCCCAAGGAAAGUAGAAAGUACGGGUACUGCAAGUGUUCCCAUUGAAAGGGUUAUCCAAAUGGCUGCUCUGCUGGCUGGGAAGAUAUGGUGUUCUAGCUAUGCUGGUUCAAAGAAGUAAAAAUUGUGCAAGCUGCACAGGUGUUCAUAGGAAAAUUAAAAUAUGAUGGGAACAAACUAAUUUUUAACCCAUUUGAAGAGUGAUUUUUAGCUACUGCUGCCCAUGAACCUAAGCCAUGUAAGGUACUAAGCAAACCCCUUGGGUCUCUGUAAAUUAAUGGUUACCUUUGCCAAACAUGUAAUCUUGUCAAAAUAAUCAGUCAGGUUUGUCUAACAAGACCUUAUUUUAUAUAAAAAGCAUGCUGAACUGUA